This is a messenger RNA of Olea europaea var. sylvestris, 1488 nucleotides long. Its product is annotated as ethylene-responsive transcription factor ERF114-like. Gene Ontology annotation, biological process: ethylene-activated signaling pathway; regulation of DNA-templated transcription. NCBI's taxonomy places the organism in Eukaryota, Viridiplantae, Streptophyta, Magnoliopsida, Lamiales, Oleaceae. Bases 433 to 1269 code for a protein of 278 amino acids. Gene Ontology annotation, molecular function: DNA binding; DNA-binding transcription factor activity. The transcript has 2 exons. The record is from RefSeq and is a predicted model, not a curated record.
AUACAAAAUGUUAUAAAAUAUUUACUCGAAUAUUUGGACAGAAACCAACAACGAGAUCAAAUGUGCUAAUUACUAGAAGAGUGAGGAUAAGAACGUGACAAUAAAUAAAAAUUGAAGACUAAUUAUGCAAAUAAAAAGUGGUGCAAUAAAAUGAUAUUUUGACAAAAUAUGAACUCAGUUAUUAAUUAGGAAAUAACACGAGUCAUAGGUUUGCAAAAGUACGAUCAAACAUUCCUAAUUUCCACAGAUACUGCAGCUGUUUUAGAAAACCCUAGAAAUUCCUUCUUGAUUUCCAUCCUUACUAAAGCUUACUGACAUCUUGUAUAUCAUGUAGAAAACUCUAAAAUCUCCUUCUUCAGCCUGUAAUUUAUACGUAUUCUCUUUGAAGUACUUCACUGUCAUAAUUAAAGGGGAAAACAGUGGAUCGAAGGCAUGGCGAAGAGGCCCCUUCCGUUUGAUGAAUCGGAGGAAAAGGAGAGAAUAGAACUGUACCCUAUCUACUCUGCUAGAUCACAACGCGAAACGUCAGCCAUGGUUUCUGCCCUCUCUCAUGUUAUUGGUAACUCAGACAGUAAUCCUGCAGUUCCUACAGUAUAUGGAAAUCUUCCAUUACCACUGCCUGAAUCUUCAAGUGGACAAGAGCAAAACCAACCUCAACCAGCAGUUCAACAAGAAGGGAGACCAAACCUGCAGAGGAGAAGACGGUAUAGAGGUGUCCGGCAGCGGCCUUGGGGUAAGUGGGCGGCCGAAAUCCGGGAUCCAAAGAAGGCUGCAAGAGUCUGGCUUGGAACAUUUGACACUGCAGAGGCUGCCGCUCAUGCUUAUGAUGAAGCAGCACUAAGAUUUAAAGGAAGCAAAGCUAAGAUCAAUUUUCCUGAAAGAGUGCAAGGAAAAACUGAGUGUGGUUACUUAACAACGCGUCAAGAUUUACGAAUUGUUUCUGAGUCAACUACUACUCCAAUCCCUCGGCCGGUAUCUCAAGAAAGUCAUAUCAAUUUCCAGAACUAUGCAGAAUAUCUCCAUAGAGGAGUUAAUAAUAAUUUUUUGAACUAUGGUGCCUCGGGGUUUUAUUAUCGUGGUUGUGGUGGAACAUUUGUUUCACAAUCUUCAUCAAAUACAACAACGAUAUCUCCAGUAUUGCCAACUCAACAACAAAACCAGCAACAAGAGCAAGAGGUUCUGAGAUUUCAAUCACAAUUUGGAACUUCUAGUGCCGAUUCUUUGAAAAAUUGGGAAGAAUUGGAUAGCACCAGUCUUUCAAGAAGAUAGACUUUACGUGCUCUUGUAAGAGGAUCAGAUGAAGAUUCAUGAUCAGACGGAAAAUUUUUGUUUGUUGUAAGUUUUCUUCUAAAGUUUGACGUUUAAGCUUGCAAUUUUUGUCUUGUCUAAAUUAAAAGUUUUCAAGUACUCAACAGAAAACACGGGGGACAUAUAUCAUGACCUAAGUUUGUUUGUGAUCUAAAUAAUUGGAAAUAAUAUUUUUAGUUC